UACCCUGGACCAGAUCAUCCAUGUAGUUUAUUUGAAAUAAGAGAGUUUAACAUAAAAUGAUAAAUGAUUCAAGGACUACAUGUAUAUCGGUACAUUUGACCAGGAAGUACCUCGAUCACAAAACAUAAAUCUCGGUGAACGGUACGUUUUAAUCAAGCUGUCAAUGACUUGGAAGAAAGUGUGAUUUGUGAAACUUACUUUAGAAGCUUUGUAUUGGAUAUCUUGCUGGAAACCCUUCAAUGAGGAUUAUUCAUAUAUUUGUUGUUCUAUGUGAGAUAUUGUUCGUCAAAUGUCAAAUUCCAUCGGACAACUUUCUAUUCGGUACAACAAGAAGUAAUGUAGUAUGGUUUCUGAAUGGUACAAAAGAAUGGACAGAUUCGAAUAAAAAGCCGACCAGUACUGGCAUCAACUUCACGCAAAAGUUCCAAGGACUUCACGGCACGUCUUAUUUUCAUGCUCGGAAUUACUUGGUUUUUAGUUAUAAAGGAACAAAAUCAAUCUUUUUAUCAGAUAUUACCAGCAAAAUAAAUGUGUAUUCUUAUAUUGGAACCUCCACUACUGUUGGACACGUAGCAGUUGAUUGGUUAAGUGGAAAUGUUUACUGGUGUGAUGGUACGUUCGGCUGGAUUGGGAUGCUACCACUUCCUGCGUCUGUUGAAAGAGCGACCAUUAAUGAUAAAUUCAAAGUUGUCGUUGAUAAGUAUUUAGAUAUCCCAACCGGGAUAGCUGUUGAACCUUCACACCAAUGGAUAUUUUGGACUGAUGUUGGUAAACAACCAAAAAUAGAACGUUCUAGUUUGGAAGGAAAAGAGCGAAAUGUAUUGGUCUUACAUGGCCUUAUUCGGCCAGUGUCCAUUACUGUUGACACAACCAGCAAUAGAAUUUACUGGACAGACCCAAUCCGUGGUACUAUCGAGUCAUGUGAUUUUUAUGGCAAUGAUAGAAAAGUCCUCCGAACGGACACCAAUGCACAGUAUUAUGGGAUAGAAGUUUAUAAAAAUUUCGUUUUUGUGUCGGAAACAAGUAAAAACGAAAUCUUAGUGUUUUCUGACACUGAUGGCAGUCCAGUUAGUGACCCAUAUGGACCUGGUGUGAAAGUGUCAUCUAUAGGCUACUAUACAAAUGAAAACCAGGUUGUCAGCAAUGCUGCUUGUGCAACCAAAGGUUGUGAACAUAUCUGCAUCAUAGGAUCUGACUCCGCAGCAACAUGCACUUGUCAAGAUGGCUACACACUUCAUACUGACGGAUUACAAUGUACAGCUGAAACUCACGUACUGGAGAGAAGUAUUGUGUUUGUAAACAACUCUAGAAUCUGUGCCCUUCCUAUAACCUACAUUAACAUAAACCAGCUAUUAAAGAUAGAAGCAGAUUGUGAUGUAGGAGGUGUCUCAUCAGGAACGAUAACUCAUUUAGCGAUUAACGUUGCCGGAGAUGAAAUUUACUUUACAGUCGACACAACAAUAUACAGUCAAAAAUUUUAUCAAACUGCAUCAUCGAUAUAUACAGCUUCCAGCCAAAUAACAGGUCUUACCUAUGAUUGGGCGACCAAUAACAUUUACUGGACACUAUCAGGGUCUAAUGUGAUUUAUAAAGGAGCUAUUUCCGGAACAACUCAGACAAUUUCUACUCCAUCAGCAGUAAUAACUCUACAAAAACCAACAUAUAUAACAAUAAGUUCGUUGGAAAGUGUCAUAUUUGCCGUCACAGGGGAAAAUAGCAAACAGAUUGAGAUAGUUAAUCUGAGCAAUUCAUCUUCUAACAGUUUACAGAAAACUGGUUUGAUAAAUCCAAAAUGGCUGACAUAUAACAGUCCCAAAGACAGGCUCUAUUGGACAGAUGGAAAGAAACUCGGUUCAAUUACAUCUGCUGGGAAUGACUUUAAAAUAAUGUCCAUUGGUGGUAUUCACGUGCACACUAAACAUGGUAUUGGUGUAUAUAAAGAUUAUCUUCUUUGGUUACAAUCGACAGGAGGCAGCACCAGUAUGUACGUCGAUGAACUAAAUUCCGAAGAUCCAAUAUACAGUUUCGCGUUGGAAGAUCUAUCAUCUCCAUCUAUGUUUGUGUUCUAUGAUAAAAAUAUUCAACCACAAGGAAAUGUUCCAUGUGUAAAAAAUAACGGUGGUUGUCAGCAGAUCUGUUUUGUACAUGGUUAUUUUGCGAAAUGUGAUUGCCAUUUAGGAUACCAACUGCAAGCAGAUGAAAAAUCAUGCAUUCCAGAAAACAUUGAUACAACAUCCUUCCUGACUAUCGAUAAGCUGAGUAACAGACUGUAUAAGGUUUACAACUCAACAGUGAUAUCGUCAGUUGAUACAGGUGUUAUAAGCCCCGCUGAUGUUGCUGUUGAUUACAAAACUGAUUCCAUUGUUUGGAUUGAAUCAUCUUCUGGGGAUUCAAUCAAAUCUAUCAAGAUGGACGGUACUUCCGAAACGACAAUAACUUCAGAAUCUUCUAGAAUUACAAGUGUUGAUGUGGAUUCAUCAACAAGCAAUAUUUUUUAUACAACAUCUAGUUCCAUUAAAGUGUUUUCUCCAAAAGAUUCAACAAAAAGAUCAUUACUCCCUGGCUUAUCACAACCAGAUCACAUAGCGCUAUACCCAGCAAAGGGACAAAUGUUUUGGACAGAGAAAAGUAAUGGUCAAUCGGUGAUCAAGCAAGCACCCAUGGAUGGAUCAAGUGAAGAAGAAUUUGCAAGGUACACUGAGGAUAAAAUGAAAUCUCCAACUGACAUUGUAAUUGACAUGACUGAUGACAGGCUAAUCUGGAGUGAUGCUGGAACUGAUAGAGUAGAAAGUAUUAGCUUGAGUAACAGAAAUGAUGCCAGAAUAAUUUUGUCUACCACGGCAGAACGUCCUGUAGCUGUAGAUGUUGACCAGCAGUAUAUUUACUUCAUUGGUCAAGGCCAAAGGUCUGUAACAAGAAUAAACAAAGAUGGAACUAAUUCUCAGGUGGUAUUUCAUUCUAUUUUGUUUGGACGAUUAGUCACAAUACAUAAGAUGACAGAAACACGAAUAUCAGAACAUGAAUUAUGUAAGACCAACAACGGUCAGUGCAGUAAACUGUGUUUACCAAGUGGACAAAAUACGAGAACAUGUCAAUGUCGGGAAGGCGUUAGUAUAUCACCGGACGGAAAAAUUUGUACUGGGGAUAUACAAUGUCCAGAUAGUUAUAUUGAUGUUUACAUUGAUAACCAGUGCACUCGUUAUCCUGAUGUUUCCUGUAAAUACGAAUGCAAGCCUGGAUUUAAGAAGAACCCUAAUGUAACAGAGAUUAAGUGUUUGCCUCAUGGUUCGUGGGAGAUAGAAAGUAACCCUCUGUGUACCCGAAUUCUCUGCCUGACUUCAAUAACCAACGGUAACCUAUCAAGCACAUGUAACCGGUUUACUGGAACAAAAUGUAGUUUUACCUGUGGUGAUGGUUAUGACAAAGUAGUGACAACAAUGGAAUGUCUUGCUAAUGGCCAGUGGAGCGAAGAUACAACGUCUGUAUGCAAGUUAGGUAAUACUGAGACAAGUGAUGACGGGCUCAGUACCGGGGCAAUUAUUGGUUUAGCUUGUGGUGGUAUAGUACUCGUAGUAAUAGCUGUAGCAGCAAUUGUCACAUGCCAGCUACAAAGAAUGAGAAAGGAUAGUCAGAAAAUGAAAGAAGAACUACAAGUAGCAUACCAGAGGGACUAUAAUAGCUCUACUAGUGGGUAUUCUUAUACCACAGAAACUACUACAGCUGCAGACGUAGAAGUAUACGAUGAAAUUGUUGAAGAUAAAAUGUUUACCGAGAAAAUGCAAACUGCAAAAGCAUUAAGUGAAUCAAGUUCCUCUCAUAGAUACAGUAAAUGGCCAGAGUCAGACCUUCCACCUCCGGAUUACUUAGAUGUUGUAGACGUUAAUCAUGUUAAUGGUAGAUAUAGCCCAUUUCCAGAACGGAAGUCAACAUACAAUAGCCAAUCAAAUGCACCUACUGCAGAAGGGUACAUUCGUGCAUGCACAAUUGACGGUGAUACUAAUGGUUAUAUGACUCCUCUGUCGUCAUCAAUCAACAAGUCGAACACACCAUCUUAUAACAAUCACAUGUAAAAUUGUUAAUCUUAAAUUUAUAACUUUUAUAUCAAUCAUGUGAAAAAGAGGGUUGUUUCGAAACACUGAUUGACGCGGGAUAUUCGAAUAUGAUGACAGGAUUUGCAUAUCCUCUCAAUAUUUAAAUGAUGAUACUGUAAAAUUAGGUCAUUAAGCUUGAAAUUUGAAUAAAAAAAAUGUACAUGCAGUGUACCAUAAAGGCAAUUAUGUCAAUACAAAUUUCUUGUCUUUGACAACACAGGAUAAACACGUUUUCACGUCUUUGACAACACAGGAUCAACACGUUUUCACAUCUUUGACAACACAGGAUAAACACGUUUUCACAUCUUUGACAACACAGGAUCAACACGUUUUCACAUCUUUGACAACACAGGAUAAACACGUUUUCACAACUUUGACAACACAAUGUUAUAAUGUUCUUUUCCAUUUUAUUUAUUAAAAAAAAGAAGUAUAAUCAUUUAUGAAUAGUAUAGGAUUUAAUACAUUUUUUUUUUUAAUUCAGCUGCCCAGUGUUUACACUAAUUACAAAUAGACGUUUUCUCUUGAUGAUACUCAACCAAAAUAAUUGUUGUUUACUUAGGUUAUAUAUACAUCAAGUAAUUGAACAUUAUAUCCAAAUUAAUUGAUAAAAAUAUAUUGUUUGAAUGUUAGGCGACUUCAAUCCGAUAUGUUAAAGUUAAAUCAAAAUGUGUAUGAUACAUAUGUAGUUGUAUGCUCAUUAAAUAAACACAUUGUGUGGUCAUAAAAUAAC
This is a messenger RNA of Mytilus trossulus (common blue mussel), 4821 nucleotides long. Its product is annotated as low-density lipoprotein receptor-related protein 6-like. The record is from RefSeq and is a predicted model, not a curated record. Gene Ontology annotation, biological process: canonical Wnt signaling pathway. The coding region runs from base 240 to 4070 and encodes 1276 amino acids. Gene Ontology annotation, molecular function: Wnt-protein binding; Wnt receptor activity. NCBI's taxonomy places the organism in Eukaryota, Metazoa, Mollusca, Bivalvia, Mytilida, Mytilidae. The transcript has 21 exons.